AUGAUACACAGAAUCUACGAAAUUAUCACUUCAUUCGACCAGUCUCAUGCGCUCUCGGCUGGAUUCAAUAGAGAAUUAUCAUGUGUUCCAAUCGGGCAUAUUGACAGAGAAAAGAAAGACCAGUGCUGCGGAGAAUACCCUACACGAUUUCCAUAUUCAUCGUCAAGCAAAACAUGUUGUGGUGGCAAGACCUUAAAUCCGUUGUUUAUGGAAUGUUGUGAUGGCCGAGUAUCUGCAAUCGGGACCUGCUCUACUCUUGCGCCAACAACUGAUCCUCCGAUUUCUUCCACAACAGGAGGACCACUUUCAACAUCAACUCUUUCAACUCCUGGACCCACAACAACCACUCCAGGUCCGCCUGGAACGACUACAAUAGGUCCACCAGGAACUACAACAACAGCUCCGCCGAAUCCUCCUGGAACAACAACUGCAGGACCAUUAGGACCUUCAACUACAGCUCCACCAGGUCCUCCAAUAACAACAACAAUUGGUCCACCAAUGCCUCCAACAACAACAGCUCCCCCUGGACCGCCCGGAACAACGACGUUAGGACCACCAGGACCAUCAACGACGGGUCCUCCUGUCUCAACUACAGCUCCACCAAAUCCUCCCGGAACAACAACAAUGGGUCCUCCAGCGCCUUCAACAACAGCUCCUCCUGUACCGCCAGGAACAACGACGUUAGGGCCACCCGGACCAUCAACGACAGGCCCUCCUGUCACAACUACAGCUCCAUCAAAUCCUCCAGGGACAACAACCGUCCAACCACCUGAUACGUCAACUACAGCUCCACCAGGACCUCCCGGAACAACUACAAUGGAUCCUCCAGCGCCUUCGACAACAGCUCCUCCUGGACCGCCCGGAACAACGACGUUAGGGCCAUCCGGACCAUCAACGACAGGCCCUCCUGUCACAACUACAGAUCCACCAAAUCCUCCAGGGUCAACAACCGUCCAACCACCAGGUCCGUCAACUACAGCUCCACCAGGACCUCCCGGAACAACAACAAUGGGUCCUCCAGUGCCUUCGACAACAGCUCCUCCUGGACCGCCCGGAACAACAACGUUAGGGCCACCCGGACCAUCAACGACAGGUCCCCCAAACCCUCCAAACACAACAACUGCCGUGCCAACAGAACCUUCAACUACUGCUCCGCCAGAUUGUCAAUGUCAGCCAGGAUGGGCAGGUGAAUUCUGCGAUGUUGUCUGCCCAGCUACGUUAACGGGCCGUCUCGACUUAGCAGUGCUUAUGGACGUUUCCGGGACUAUUGCUUCGAAUCCGAACAAAGAUGCGGAUACUUUUGCAUUUUUCGAAGCUCUACUAAACGAGUUCGACACUGUUAACCAAGUUCAAUUAUCCAUAAGCUCGUUCUCAGAUGAUGCUGUCAUUGACCUUCCGAUGGGCCAUUAUAAUGAGCUUCAAAUCAUGAGCGCAGUAAAUAGUAUCGAUUGGGUGGGCGGCCUUACUGAUAUAAACGAAGGACUGAUAACUGCGUUGAGUACCAUGAAUACGACUGACGAUGUUCCAGAUGUAAUGAUCUUUGUCUCUGAUGGAUUUGAUUCUUUUGAUCCGGCUGCGAUUGGAGGAAACGCUGCAAAUAUCACCAAUGCUGGUGUAGAAGUGGUUGCCGUCGGCUUUGGUCUCAAUGGCUUUGUUAACUUUAUGACUCUUAUGACCGUUGCUGACAACGAAGGUGGGAAUGUGUUCACAGCUAGUACUGGUGAUGAGCUGAUGGAUCAGACGUCGGCGAUUCUGGAAGCUUUGUGCACUGCAAAUUCCCCAACACGGUUCGCUGUCGAGCAUAAUGAUCCUGUCGGAGAAGCCGACUUCAUGACGAUUCAAAUGAUGGCUCUUCAUAUCGAUCUGACAGGAGAACCACCGUUUUAA
This is a messenger RNA of Oikopleura dioica, 1887 nucleotides long. The record is from the annotation of a GenBank genome assembly. NCBI's taxonomy places the organism in Eukaryota, Metazoa, Chordata, Appendicularia, Copelata, Oikopleuridae.